Molecule: messenger RNA, 684 nt
Organism: Brenthis ino (lesser marbled fritillary)
Lineage: Eukaryota; Metazoa; Arthropoda; Insecta; Lepidoptera; Nymphalidae
Source: the annotation of a GenBank genome assembly
AUGUGGCGCAGCGUGGCGGUGGCGCUGCUCGUGCGGGCGCUGGCGGUGGGCGCUUCCUGCGCGGACCUGCAGCAUAAAAUGGCACUUAAUUUUCGUGAACGUAAUGAGUAUAUACAGAAGAAUAACCUUUGUUACAAUUGUCUCCAUCCUGGGCAUUCAGUAAAGAAAUGUCGUUUACAAAUGUCAUGCCGCAUAUGCCACAAGCGCCAUCAUUCUCUUUUACAUCAACCAUCAAAGUCAAAUACCUUGGAUCAAUCAGAGAAACAAGCACAGCCAACGGUAUCAGUCUAUGCAAAUGUAGAAGAGUCAGAAGGAGAAGAAAUCAAUGCAAUGAUGACGUCACAUUACAAUGGAAGACAAAGUUCAGCAAUGUUAGCUACAGCAGAGGUUAAAGCAAAAAGUGAAGAAGGCAAUAUAAUCAUGUUGAGAGCUCUAAUAGACCAAGGUUCAGAAGCAUCAUUUAUAAGUGAGAAGGCUGCACAACUUCUGAAACUUUCAAGACAACCGGCAAGAGGUAAUGUUGUAGGCAUGGGUUCUACUAGAACAAGCGUAAAUCAAAGGGUUCAAUUACAAGUUUCACCAAGAUGGGAGUCACAAUUUUCUAUCCAUAUUCAAGCCUAUGUGAUCAGCAAACAAUUGAGGUUUAAGAUUCAUUUAUUUCUCAAAAGAAUACAAUUCACUUAC